UAUAUGUGAAAGAUAGGCAUAUUGACAGGUGCAUAUAUGUAAAGUACAUUUUGCAGAAGCGCGCUUCGAAUAGUUGUCGCUCAAAGUUCCAUAACAACAAGAAAAAUGGGUAGCAUUGACAAAGCUGUUAUCACGGGCUUCAUAUGCAGGCUCUGCUCCAAAAUGAAUCGAUUCGUGAUCCAUAUCUACGGCGAGGAGGGCGAAAGGAUGAAACUUGCUGAGAAAAUCAACACUUAUCUUCCUAUAACUGUGAAUGCCAAUGAUCAGUUGCCAAAAACUGCAUGUCUUCACUGCAUUGAGAAAUUAGAAGCACAUCACGAAUUGAUGGAGCAGUUUAUGUGUGCCAGGCGAAAACUCAACAACGAAAACAAAUCAACCUCCAACACAUCUAUGUCCAUUAGUUCAACGAGUGGAUCAGUCAGUCCCCCCUGACUGUCUUCAUGUUGAUAGAGUCAGUUGCUAGGACUUUGAUGGAGUGAAGUGUGUUUGAUAGUUAUUAAUCAUUAGGUUAAGUCAUAUUUCAUCAACAUUAAUAUAUUAAAAAUGCCGAUAAGAUUUACGUGAAACCAAUCUAUUGGUACAACAUGUUGUUAUAAUAUUAUAUUGCAAAAAAUUGUUUAUUGCUUCAUUUCGCAUUUUUUAAUUAUGGA
Copidosoma floridanum is the source of this 650-nucleotide messenger RNA. RefSeq lists its product as uncharacterized. Gene Ontology annotation, cellular component: nucleus. Lineage: Eukaryota; Metazoa; Arthropoda; Insecta; Hymenoptera; Encyrtidae. Gene Ontology annotation, molecular function: zinc ion binding. The record is from RefSeq and is a predicted model, not a curated record.